Copidosoma floridanum is the source of this 1375-nucleotide messenger RNA. Its product is annotated as RISC-loading complex subunit TARBP2. Gene Ontology annotation, molecular function: double-stranded RNA binding; siRNA binding. Lineage: Eukaryota; Metazoa; Arthropoda; Insecta; Hymenoptera; Encyrtidae. The record is from RefSeq and is a predicted model, not a curated record. Gene Ontology annotation, biological process: siRNA processing; regulation of regulatory ncRNA processing. Gene Ontology annotation, cellular component: cytoplasm; RISC complex; RISC-loading complex.
UAUUUUUUGCUGUUUUGAUUCCCAUGAAACAUCGAUAGGGUACUUCGGAGUUUGUUGCGUGUGCAUCGCUUAUCAUAUUAGACAAUUAAAUAUUAUCAUUUGUAUGAUUCAGAGGUGUAUAGCAAUCAACUGUCGAGUGUACAUCAAAUCUAACUAAUAUAACUAAUAUAGUAGGAGCUGCCACUUUUCUAGCCUUAUACUGAGGAGGCUCAACAAUAACAUACACUUAAGGGCAUUGAUUAUUAAGUUUUGUGUAUGUAAGAAGAGCACGCUCAGGCUAUCGUCUUUCCAACAUGAUCAACGCAAAGAAAACACCAGUUUCAGUAUUAAAUGAAUUAAUGGUGAAAAAGAGCCAAUGUCCAAACUGGGAGCUUAUCCACGAUGGAGGUGGCACUCACCAGAACCUGUUUAUUUGGAGGGUCACUUGUGAUGGUCAUUCCGUUGAAGGACAGGGUAGAAAUAAGAGGGAUGCCAAGCACGAAGCUGCUACAAAGAUGUUGGAAUUAAUUGGUCAGCUCAGUAAACUUCCUCAAUUGCAGGCUACGCCACAACAGUCGCCAGUCAGAACACCAUUACCUGUCGAUCCACCAACCUGUCCAAAGUCACCUGCCAAUGCUCCUUUUAGAAAUACAGUUGGAGAGUUAAAGGAUCUUUGUGGUAUGCACCGCUUGGAUCAACCGCAGUAUAAAGAAACAGGAGAUAUAGGACCAGCUCAUGCGAGAGUUUUUACAAUAGAGUGUUCAGUUUUGGCAUUCACCGAAGAGGGUACAGCCACAACGAAAAAACAAGCCAAGCACGAAGCUGCUCGUAAAAUGAUUGAUCGUAUAACGAGAAAUUUGGACUCAGUUAGUGCAAGGACACUUAGUCCCGACAGUGCUGACAGUGGAUCUCCACUCUUGGAUUACGAGACGGAAGCUUCAAUUAAAAAAGCAAUUGAUAAGUAUCCAGAAUUAAGUAAACUUCAUGCUCUCGAACAAGGAAAAUUAAAGGUGAAUAUGGGUUUGAAAAUAUGCAAAUAUUUUUUAAGCUUUCAAGAAUUAGUUAAUGAUUUUUUUAUAACGGAGGAGCAUGUGUUUGUGGAAGAGUUGGAUAAUUUAAUUGUUUUGGCGAAACAAUGCCAAGAAAAUUUUGAUGAAUCAAAAAUGACAGUACUAACAGAUAAAUUUAAAAAUAUUUUAGAAUCGAUUGAUGUAAAAGGUUACGAAGUUACUUUACCUAGCCGCGACAAUGACAUUCAUAUUGUUGGUGUAAGAAUAAACACUGCUCCUGAUAUUUGCGAAACAGGAAUAGGGAAAACUGAUCAAGAUGCUCUCUUGACAGCUCUGUUGAAUGUUUUCUAUACUAUGAAACUAUUUUUAGAGUGAACAACUUUACU